Messenger RNA from Nomascus leucogenys (northern white-cheeked gibbon), 1749 nucleotides. RefSeq names its product tetratricopeptide repeat domain 24 (gene TTC24). The record is from RefSeq and is a predicted model, not a curated record. Gene Ontology annotation, molecular function: protein binding. NCBI's taxonomy places the organism in Eukaryota, Metazoa, Chordata, Mammalia, Primates, Hylobatidae.
AUGUCUUCCCCCAAACCUGAGGAUGUGCCCCAGAGGCCAGAACCCGAGCCCUCAAGCUCCAAUAAGAAAAAGAAGAAAAGAAAGUGGCUGCAGCAAGAAGCCAGCAUCCAAGCCCUCACCAGGGCUGGCCAUGGGGCCCUUCAGGCUGGCCGGAACCAUGAAGCCUUGAACAACUUCCAGAGGGCUUUCCUUCUGGCCUCCAAGGCCCCACAAACCAGGGACACCCCGGUGCUCCAGGCCUGUGCCUUCAACCUGGGGGCUGCCUAUGUGGAGACUGGGGACCCAGCCAGAGGCCUUGAGCUACUCCUGCAAGCCCACCCUGAAGAGAAGGCACAGGGCAGGUGUCAUGGCGACCAGUGUUUCAAUGUGGCUUUGGCCUACCAUGCCCUUGGCGAGCUGCCUCAAGCUUUGGCCUGGUACCACAGGGCCCUGGGCCACUACCAGCCACAGGGUGACCAGGGAGAAGCCUGGGCAAAAAUGGGAGCCUGCUACCAGGCUCUGGGACAGCCUGAGCUAGCAGCCCACUGCCUGCAGGAAGCAAGCCAGGCCUAUGCCCAAGAGAGGCAGCUGCAGGCCGCAGCCCUGGCAUUGGGGGCUGCGGCAGGAUGUAUGCUGAAGAGUGGGCGGCAUCGGGUAGGGGAAGUUGUGCAGGUGCUGGAGAAAAGCCGGAGGCUUGCUGGGAGGAGCACUGAGAGGCGACUGCUGGGGCACCUCUAUAACGAUCUAGGCCUGGGCUACUCCCAGCUCCAGCUGUUCCCGCUGGCCGUGGAGGCCUUCUUGCAGGCCCUGCCCCUGUGCUGGGUGCCAGAAGAGCAGGCCACAGUGCUAAGAAACCUCGGGAUGGCCCACAAUGCCCUCGGCAACUAUCAGGAAGCUCGGGAGUUUCACCAGAAGGCUGCUGACCUGCACGGCUCUGUGGGGCAGCGGUGGGAGCAGGGCCGGAGCUUUGGCAGCCUGGCCUUUGCAUUGAGCCAGCUGGGGGACCACAAGGCUGCCAGAGACAACUACCUGCAUGCCCUGCAGGCUGCCCGGGACUCUGGGGACAUGAAGGGACAGUGGCAGGCCUGUGAGGGUCUGGGGGCUGCUGCAGCCAGGCUGGGGCAGUAUGACCAGGCCUUGAAGUACUAUAAGGAAGCACUGGCCCAGUGUCAGAAGGAGCCAGAUUCUGUGCGAGAACGGCUGGUGGCCAAGCUGGCAGACACCGUGAGGACGCGCUUGGCCCAGGUGGGGCUGGUCCAGACUCACACCUUGACUUUGGCUCCGGGAAGACUCCAGGCUCCAGGUGGGGCCAGCCAGGCGGAGGGGACCCCAGCAAAGGCAGGAAGCAGCACAGCAGGUGCCCAGCACAGAUCUUCCAGUGGGUGGGAAGAUGAAGAGUUUGAGGAGGGCCACCAGAAGAAAAAAGAGGAGAGAUCGGCAAACGUUCCCGUGAGGGCUGGGCCGGGGAGACUGGAGCUGUGUUUCCCUCCAGGCACAGUGAAUCAUUCCCACCAUCUAGCUUCUAGUUGCCCCAUGUUUACCAAGCACACGCCCUGCAGAGGGACAGUCCUUGGCAAAGCCUCCAUCUAUAGUCCAGGACCCAGGGCCCAUCUUCCAUUUGUAGGUCCAGGCCCUCCCAGAGCGGAGUACCCUAGCAUCCUGGUACCCAAUGGCCCUCAAGCCAAUAGGUCAUCCAGGUGGCCCAGGGAAAGCCUCAGCAGGAGCCGCCAGAGGGGACCCACGGAGUCGGGCAUCUGCACUAUCGUGUGA